Molecule: messenger RNA, 1536 nt
Organism: Acanthamoeba castellanii str. Neff
Lineage: Eukaryota; Discosea; Longamoebia; Acanthamoebidae
Product: transporter, major facilitator subfamily protein
Exons: 11
Coding region: 1-1536 (511 amino acids)
Biological process (GO): transmembrane transport
Molecular function (GO): transmembrane transporter activity
Source: RefSeq, a predicted model, not a curated record
AUGAAGUGGCGCACGGCAGAUGAAGAGGAAAGGGAGGAGCAAACACCACUCAAAGAGGCUCGAGGAGAUCCGCCGGUCCCCUUCUACUCCUCUCCUCCUUCCGCAAAGGAACUUGUUGUAGAGACCAUCAGCACAGAAGAGCAGGAGGAUCCCUAUGCCAAGUGGGUGCCCGUGCGGCAGCGAGUCUUGGCCCUGGUGGCCUUGCCCGCCCUGUUGCCGCCUAUCACCUCCACGAUGUACCUCCCGACACUGAACGUCGUGAUCGCCGACCUGGAGACAACAGAGGAGAUGGUGGCCUUCACUCUGUCGGCCUACGCGCUCACGGUGGGCUUCUGUCCGCUCGCGUGGGGUCCGCUGAGCGAUCGGUAUGGCCGCCGCGGUGUGCUCCUCUCCUGCCUGCUCAUAUUUAUCGUCGCCGCCAUCAUCGCAGGUUCAGCGCAGCAUGUGUACACAUUGAUUGGGGCGCGAAUGUUGCAGGGCAUUGGUCUUUCAGCAGCGGGUAUAGUCGGGGCAGGCUCGAUAGCCGAUGUCUACCCGCCGGCGAUCCGAGGCCAAGCCAUGGUGCGCUUCGCCGCGCUCAUCUCCUUUUUCUGUACUCGGUCGCCCCAGGGGAUGGUAUUCGGUCACUGUGCUCCUGGGCACCGUGCUGGGACCCGUCGUGGGAGGCACUAUACUUCUCGCCCAGACACACUGGCGCUGGCCGACUCUGCUGACCCUUGUGAUCGCAUCUCGUCUGCAACAGGAUUUGUUGGCGAGCUGUUGGGUUGGCGAACAAUCUUCUGGUCUCUCAGCGUGGCAGCCUUCAUACUGGCCACCAUGGCCUUCUUUUUCUUGCCGGACACGCUCAACCGAAGCGGACCCAAGAAGUCCGCCAACCCCAUCCAAGUCUUCAAGCUCUUCUUUCACCCGCCGAUCACCAUCAUCGCGUUCAUCAACGCGAGCACAUUCAGCAUCAUGUUCCUCAUCAUGUUCAUCUUUCCGAUUCAACUGGAAAAGAUCUAUGGCCUGAGUGAGAUCGGGAUCGGGCUCUCCUACCUGCCGAUGGGCAUCGGCAACUGCCUCGGCACCGUGGCCGGAGGCAGGGCUGCCGACCACGGCUUCGCGAAGAAGGGAACCGCAGGACGGCUGAUUCCGGUGGUGGUGGCCUCUCUGCUGACCACCAUCUUCACCGUCGCCAUCGGUUGGUUCUUGAAUCGCAAUCUCUGGAUCACGCUCGCGGCCAGUUUUGCGUUCGGCUUCCUGCUGACCUUCUCGCGACCAGGCAUGACCACCUACGGCAUCGAGCAGCGACCACAGAGCGCGUCGAGUGUGCAGGCAUGCAUGUAUUCGUUCCAGUGGCAGUACUCGUUCAUCGUGCUCAACUUCGGUCCUGUCUUCAUCGAGCGCUUCUCGGUCGAGCGAGUCUUCUUCGGGCUGGCCCUCAGCGUGCUGGUCCUCUGCGUACCGCUCAUCGUGCUCAUGUGCCGCUCCGUCGCCCACUACAACUCCACCACGACCGCAGCCGCGUCCAGCGAGUCGGCCACUAAAACAACGUAA